CUUCGCUUUCUCCCGAGAGUUCCACAUUUUCUCCUCACAUUCUGGAAGGAGGCUUUCAGCUUAGCUGCCUCACUCCAUUCUCUUCUGGGCGACCUUUGUCCAAGGUCACCGGAUUAUCAGGCAAAAAUGGCGGAUGGUUUGCAUCAUCCGUCUGUACUUGAAAAAUUGCAUGGGCAAUCUUAUUUUUUUGCUCAAAUUUCUCCUUUUAUGCAUUCUAGAAAUGCUAGUGCACAAAAUUUUUCCAGUGUCUAUGGAUAUGCCAAUGGUGGCCUUUGUAGCCCUUUCAUGUCAGCCUUUCAUGGUUCUGGGCUCGAAAUUGUUUCACAACUGUCCCCAAUUGUGAUACCAGCUGCAAAUGAGAGAAGCUUUUCUAGUUUUAUGGUGGAUUUCCUCAUGGGAGGGGUUUCUGCUGCUGUGUCAAAAACUGCUGCUGCUCCAAUUGAGAGAGUCAAACUUUUAAUUCAGAACCAAGAUGAGAUGAUUAAAGCUGGCCGCCUGAGUGAACGAUACAAGGGAAUCACUGAUUGUUUUGCCCGAACUAUCAAGGACGAAGGUGUCCUGGCCCUUUGGAGAGGCAACACUGCCAAUGUGAUCAGAUACUUCCCUACUCAGGCUCUGAACUUUGCUUUCAGAGAUUACUUCAAGAGCCUUUUUAACUUCAAGAAAGACAGGGAUGGUUACUGGAAGUGGUUUGCAGGGAAUUUGGCAUCUGGUGGCUUAGCUGGUGCAUCUUCUCUUUUGUUUGUCUUUUCCCUGGAUUACGCCCGAACACGUUUGGCAAAUGAUGCUAAGUCAGUUAAAAAGGGUGGCGAGAGGCAGUUUAAUGGUUUAAUUGAUGUUUACAAGAAAACAUUCCAGUCCGAUGGUAUUGCAGGGCUCUAUCGUGGAUUCACUCUUUCCUGUGUUGGAAUCAUUGUUUACCGUGGACUGUAUUUUGGAAUGUAUGAUUCACUUAAACCUGUUCUCCUUGUGGGAGAUCUUCAGGAUAGUUUCUUUGCUAGUUUCUUGCUGGGAUGGGGUAUUACCAUUGGGGCUGGAUUGGCUUCUUAUCCAAUUGAUACUGUGCGAAGAAGAAUGAUGAUGACCUCUGGCGAGGCUGUCAAGUACAAGGGGACAGUGGAUGCAUUUUCUCAGAUCAUAAGAAAAGAGGGAGCCAAAUCACUCUUCAAUGGUGCAGGAGCGAACAUCUUGCGUGCUGUUGCUGGUGCUGGUGUUUUAGCUGGAUACGACAAGUUGCAGCUCAUUGUCUUUGGCAAGAAAUACGGAUCUGGUGGUGGUGGUGGUUAAUUUGAGCGUGGUGUGAUGGUGAUGAUGAUGACGAAGAUGAGUCUUAAGAUUGUCUAGGUGGUCCACCUAUUUGUGCUUUAAAUAAUUCUGGAGAACAAUAUUUUACUUGUCAUUAGCAGUAUUUAGUACUCCGGGAUGGUGUAAUAUAUGGUAGUGAUACCUAUUGGAAGUUUCAAAACUUUUAUUUGAAGCUUGUGCAACUUGGGCUUUAUACCCGCGUGUUGUUUAGUGUUCUUCUGAGAGUGUUCUUUUGAGAAGAAUAAACUGUUUUACCUCAUGCCGUUCUUGAGAAUUUGACACCACCUGUGUUUUGUAAGUGUUAUGUCU
Molecule: messenger RNA, 1614 nt
Organism: Coffea eugenioides
Lineage: Eukaryota; Viridiplantae; Streptophyta; Magnoliopsida; Gentianales; Rubiaceae
Product: ADP,ATP carrier protein 3, mitochondrial-like
Exons: 4
Coding region: 127-1287 (386 amino acids)
Biological process (GO): mitochondrial ATP transmembrane transport; mitochondrial ADP transmembrane transport
Cellular component (GO): mitochondrial inner membrane
Molecular function (GO): ATP:ADP antiporter activity
Source: RefSeq, a predicted model, not a curated record